CCUGAUAUGGUGUUAUGAUAUGGUUGGUGUUCUAGAUAAUGACCUUUGACUUCCCCACAAACCUUUAGUCGAUAUCGGUUAUCAACAAAGAUAACUCCAUUUACCUCAUCCAAUACACAUUUGUCUGGAUUUUAAAACUUGUUUAUGAUUUAUGAUUUUCGGGAAUAGAAUACUAUGACGUCCGACACAGAAUCAAAAUCGCUUUUGGAUAAGCAACCGGAAGUACAAAAGUCGGAGAACACGCAAUAUGAUUCCUCUGGUUCUUCAUUUGACAUAUGUAUCCGUGUUGUUGUGACUAUACUAUUUGUAAUAGGUCUAGAAGGUGGAGGUUUAACGAAAAACCAGUAUGUAUAUAGUUGGAUAGAGAAAAAUACAAACUCAAGCAGCACUGUCUUUAACAGUUCCCAUGGCAACAUAACGACUGCUUCACAGGACCCGUGCGGGGGCAACAUCAGCGCUGGAAAUGAAAAGAAGGACCAAUCUUUGGCAUCAAUGUGGUUGCUGUAUUUUUCGCUUUGUGAACAUGGUAUAGCUGUUCCGAUGGUACUUCUUUACGGUUCCUAUUCGGACUAUCUCGGGAGAAAACCAUUAAUGAUAGUUUCCUGUGUCGGUUAUUGUAUGCAGUACAUUAUGAAAUCUUUCAUUGUUUAUAAAAAUCUCCCAUUGACAUAUUUCUUUAUUCCAUAUUCAUGGACUGGGCUUUGCGGCGGUCAUUAUCCUUUUUAUCUCGCCAUGAUGGCCUCAGUGGCAGACAAAACAAGCAAUAACAAGAAACGAGUCUUUGGUAUUGCGAUAGUGGAAACCAUGAUUGGCGUUGGUAAGAGUUCAGCCCAAGUUGGAACAGGGUACUUCAUUAAGUCGUUCGGGUAUAUGUAUCCUAUGAUAGCGGUGGCCGGGCUCUUUGCCGUGUGUUUACUCAUAAUUCCGUUUGGUAUAGCGGACACGCGGGCAACUAGAUCAACCAAACAUGUUACACUACUCGUUCACAUUAAAAAGAUUUUCGGAAUGUUUUUCAGUAAAUCUCACGUAAUGUCAGGCAGUGUUUUUACAUUUAAUAUGGCAUUAAUAACAUUCUUUCUCCUAUAUAUGGCAGCAUCAGAUUCAUCCACCUUAGGGACCCUUUAUCAACUUCGUUCGCCAUUUUGCUGGGAUUCAACAAAAAUUGGAUGGUAUGGAUUCGGAACCGAUAUUCUUCAAUACGUGUUUAGCUUAUUUGUAGUGAAAUGUCUUCAGAUUUGUCUUUCAGACGGAACUGUGAUUGUGUACACUCUCAUAUCAUCUAUAGCUGGCUCAGUUAUUACCGGAUUAGCUACAACUAGUCUGAUGCUAUAUAUUAGCUCGGGAGCAGGUAUUUUAUCUGUCAUGGCCAGACCUCUACUUCGAGCCUUCAUGUCUAACAUGAUUGAUAAGGACAAGCAGGGUGCUGUGCUUGGAAACACGUAUGUGGUAGAAAAUAUUUGUAACCUGCUCAGCAAGACAGUUUUCAGUGAAAUAUAUGCCCGGACGCAAACAUACAUGUCUGGCUUUGUAUAUCUGAUAAUGGGAGCAUUCUAUCUAUCGUCACUCAUCAUAUUCAUAAUCCUUCUCUGCUGUCGAAAAAGAGAGGAGACAACUAUUAACAUACAAAUCAAACAAAGCUGACUCUGUGUGUGAGUUUUACAAAACCAAUAAAAUGUUUUCAACAACA
Messenger RNA from Pecten maximus, 1687 nucleotides. RefSeq names its product proton-coupled folate transporter-like. Bases 175 to 1641 code for a protein of 488 amino acids. Gene Ontology annotation, molecular function: transmembrane transporter activity. The record is from RefSeq and is a predicted model, not a curated record. The transcript is spliced from 4 exons. Gene Ontology annotation, cellular component: membrane. Lineage: Eukaryota; Metazoa; Mollusca; Bivalvia; Pectinida; Pectinidae. Gene Ontology annotation, biological process: transmembrane transport.